CUUCUCAGAAAUCACCUUAAAAACCCAGUGUAUAUUGUCUCCACUCCCUCAAGACGCCCAAAAUCUCACCACUCACAAACUCUGCGGGGGGUGCAAACCGCAAUUUUCCGACCCAAAAAGAUUUCUAGAAACAAAUCUUGGUCCUAAUUCCAUCGCCGCCUCGGUUCCGCGGAGACCAAAAGCAGAAACCAGGAUAGAUAGAAAGAACGAAGAAGAGCCAGUCCCUUUUCCGUAAAUAACCCAAAAUCCGAGGCCAGCUCAUGGGAUCCUUCAACGGCCACGUGCUCCCGGGGAGCCUUUUCUUGAUCGUCGGGCUAUGGCACAUCUGGAGCUCGGCGAAGCGGUACGUGUCGGAUCCGGGUUCUUUCCGGGUUCGGGUGUGGAACCCAGUCGGAUCGGGUCGGCUUAAAUACCUGGAACUUUAUGUCAUAACGGCCGGAGCUUUUGUGGAUAUGUGUAUCGAGUUGUUGUAUUCGACCCAUUUGAAGUGGUUCGUGGGGGAAGAUGGAGUGCUGAAUCCGAGCCAUAUGAAUGAUUUCGAGCAUGGAGGGAUGCUGCUCAUGUUUUUCCUCUUUGGAGUCGUCGCUCUUUUAUCGGAAAAAACCAGGUAUGUCCCAUUGCCCGAAGGAGCACUUUGCCUAAUAGCAUCAGCUGCCUUCAGUGCAGAAUACCUACUAUUCUAUUUCCACUCCACUACCCACAAAGGACUCGAAGGCUAUUACCACCUCCUCCUCGUCAUACUCGUCGGCCUUUGUGUUGCCUCCACAAUAUCCGGUGCCCUCUUUGCCCACAGUUUCCAUGUAGAUCUCUUCAGUGGAAUCGCUAUAACUCUUCAGGGUCUCUGGUUCUAUCAGACGGCGUUCACUCUCUAUGGACCUAUGAUGCCGAGGGGAUGUCAUCUUGAUGAGCUGAACAAUGAUGUUGUUUGCAAGUUGCGUGAUAGUCAGGUGAGGGGGGAGAUUAUUGCGAAUUGUCAGUUGUUUUUGCUCGUGUUUCUUGUGUUGGUAUUUGUUGUUGGUGCAUAUGCUACGGCCGCCAGGUUGUACGGGCAUCCGGAGUUGAAGAGUUGGCAUGAUGCUGCUCAGAGAGAAGAGAAUGGUGAAUAUGAAGGGGAGAAUCAAGAAGCUCUUGCAUUCUGACAGGAUAAGCAGUUGAUGUGUUCCUCUAUGCUUUGGAUCAAGUUGCAAAUUUGUUGAUGAUUUUGAACAGAAGAUCACAAGGGCACCAUCCGCAACUUUGUUCAGAAUACAAUUGGUUCUGCUACGGGAGAGGGAGACGUCGUCAGUGAAGACUUAUUAAUUUUAGAUUGAGCUGUUUUACUCGACUCAUACAGUCAUACGGCACUAAUUUGAACAUUUUAGAAGAGAUUUUUUUUAAGGGGCUGUUCGUUUGGCAAAAAAAAACUGGAAAUCAAAAAAUA
Asparagus officinalis (garden asparagus) is the source of this 1420-nucleotide messenger RNA. Its product is annotated as transmembrane protein 45A. Lineage: Eukaryota; Viridiplantae; Streptophyta; Magnoliopsida; Asparagales; Asparagaceae. The transcript is spliced from 3 exons. The record is from RefSeq and is a predicted model, not a curated record. The coding region runs from base 261 to 1139 and encodes 292 amino acids.